CACCCUGAGCGCCAUGUCUCGCUGAAGCGCGGGGGCUCAGUGCUGAACAUGCUAAAGAGGCUGGACAGAAUCCGGUUCAGAGGUCACAAGAGAGACGACUUCCCCGACCUGGCGGAGUCCCCCAACGCCUCGGACACCGAAUGUGGGGACGAGAUUCCCCUGAAGGCCCCUCGGACCACGUCGCCCCGCGACAGCGAGGAGCUGAGGGACCCGGCUGGCCCGGGGACCCUCAUCAUGGCCACAGGGGUCCAGGACUUCAACCGGACAGAGUCUGACCGGCUGAACGAGAUCAAGGGACAUCUGGAGAUCGCCUUGUUGGAAAAGCACUUUCUCCAGGAGGAGCUUCGGAAGCUGCGAGAAGAGACCAACGCGGAGACGCUGCGGCAGGAGCUGGAGCGUGAGCGGCAGAGGCGGCUGGAACUGGAGCAGAGGGUCCAGGAGGUGCUGAAGACCAGGUCCGAGGAGCCGCCGGUGCAGCAGCCCCCCAAAGGACAGGUCCCGGCUAACAAUGGAGCAGACCGCUGGGGCCAGGGGCUGUGCGCCCGCCUGCACAAGUGGUUCUACCUCAGGUUCGGGGAGUACGUGGAGGACUUCCGGUUCCAGCCCGAGGAGAGCACGGUCGAGGCAGAGGAGCCCCUCAGUGCCAGGAGGUUAACUGAAAACAUGAGGAGAUUGAAGCGGGGUGCCAAGCCCGUCACCAACUUUGUGAAGAACCUCUCUGCCUUGUCUGACUGGUACUCCGUCUACACCUCCGCCAUUGCCUUCAUUGUGUACAUGAACGCUGUGUGGCAUGGCUGGGCCAUCCCCAUGUUCUUGUUCCUGGCCAUCCUGCGGUUGUCCCUCAAUUUCCUCAUCGCCAGGGGCUGGAGGAUUCAGUGGAGCAUUGUGCCGGAAGUGUCCGAAGCAGUGGAACCUCCCAAAGAAGACUUGACUGUGUCUGAGAAGUUCCAACUGGUGCUGGACGUGGCCCAGAAGGCCCAGAACCUCUUUGGCAAGAUGGCCGACAUCCUGGAGAAGAUCCGGAACCUCUUCAUGUGGGUGCAGCCUGAGACCACGCAGAAGCUGUACGUCGCCCUGUGGGCUGCCUUCCUGGCCUCCUGCUUCUUCCCCUACCGCCUCGUGGGGCUUGCCAUGGGCCUCUAUGCUGGAAUUAAGUUCUUCCUCAUCGAUUUCAUCUUUAAACGCUGCCCGAGGCUGCGAGCCAAGUAUGACACGCCCUACAUCAUCUGGAAGAGCCUCCCCACGGACCCCCAGCUCAAGGAGCGUACCAGUGCCGCCGUGUCGCGCCGGCUGCAGGCCACGUCUUCGCGGAGCUGCGUCUCCAGCGCCCCCGCCAGCCUGGGCAGAGACGACGAUUCCAGCCGCUUCCACGGCACCAAGAAGGGCAACUUCCACGAAAUCUUCAACCUGACAGAGAACGAGCGGCCACUGGCAGUGUGUGAGAACGGCUGGCGCUGCUGCCUCAUCAACAGGGACCGGAAGAUGCCCACAGACUACAUCAGGAACGGUGUUCUGUACGUCACGGAAAAUUACUUGUGCUUCGAAAGCUCCAAAUCUGGGUCUUCGAAACGAAAUAAGGUCAUCAGGUUGGUGGACAUCACAGACAUCCAGAAGUACAAGGUCCUCUCUGUCCUCCCGGGGUCGGGCAUGGGGAUCGCAGUGUCCACACCCUCCACCCAGAAGCCGCUGGUGUUCGGGGCCAUGGUGCACCGGGACGAAGCGUUCGAGGCCAUCUUCAGCCAGUACGUGAAAAUCACAUCGGCGGCGGCCGUGGCCGGGGACAGCUAG
This is a messenger RNA of Orycteropus afer afer, 1788 nucleotides long. It is a transcript of the gene GRAMD4, whose product is annotated as GRAM domain containing 4. The record is from RefSeq and is a predicted model, not a curated record. Lineage: Eukaryota; Metazoa; Chordata; Mammalia; Tubulidentata; Orycteropodidae. Gene Ontology annotation, biological process: apoptotic process; negative regulation of toll-like receptor 9 signaling pathway.